Molecule: messenger RNA, 2376 nt
Organism: Anopheles stephensi (Asian malaria mosquito)
Lineage: Eukaryota; Metazoa; Arthropoda; Insecta; Diptera; Culicidae
Exons: 7
Coding region: 661-2037 (458 amino acids)
Source: RefSeq, a predicted model, not a curated record
AUGCUCCUAUUUCUCAGUAUUGCUUCGGUGCUUGCAAAGUUCGCAGGCUUUGCGGGACCACUUUUUGCCCUUUUCCCUGGCCCAGCUAGCCCCACCAACACAUACCAUUGUUUCCGGGGACCGGGACCGAUCGGCUGUAGAGUUUGUUUUGGUGAGUGAAAACAUCAUAGCAACCAUUGGUGAUCAACAAAUUGUUCAUUUGUCUGAAAAUGUGAUUGAGUGAUUGUGUGCGUGUGUGUGUGUGUGUGAUGUAGCCGUUGUAGCUGGUGUAGCUCCGUAUCAAUCAACGCACCUGUUUUGGGAUUCUACGCACCGUUUGCCGCAUCCAACGAGGACAUACGACUAAAAAUAGAUUCAACAUACCCGUACAGCGGAGCGCGUACCGUCACAGUGCCAUCGUCGCAACAAAUAAUGUGGUGCCUUAUUCGUUCGAAAAGAAAACGGCGAAAGUGAAUGGUCUCAUUCUGUUCAAACUGUUACCUUAACGAUUCCAGUGAGUGCAAAAGUCUGUGAUAGGUUGUAAUACAAACACAAAAGCUUUACAGAUUAACCUUAAAGCAUUAAAGCCUAGUGCCACAUCGAAUGCGUACGCGAUUUGUAGUGUGAAGAAGGCCGAAUGAUAUUUGAUAGAAUCCGAACCACGUGCAAACAGUAGGCAAAAUGUGUAAUUGCUGCAAAUGUAUUUUUAGUUGCUGGGAAGACUUUUAUUGGAACUGUAUCGAGGAGAAAUUCUGUUUCGAUGAAUCGUUGGUGAACUACGAUCCGGAUGAUGAUGAGCAUGCGGCUAAGAACAAGAACAAAAACGGAUACUACGGUAGCCCAGCCGGGGACUCCGGGGAGAAUAACAAUGCACCGAUCUGCCGACAGCCGGGUGUUUCGUCUGGGGCAAGCAUUACCCGUAACAUGUCGAUGAGUUCCAAAAUACACGAGGACGAUCUGCGCCGUGAAAUACAAACGAACGUGCCAAUGCUCGCACCGGAAGUGAUGGCCAUCUUUGCUAAUUCACAAAUUUUCCAGUCCAACGCACCACCGAAGCAGCAGUCGUCAAAGGCGACCUCACCGGCGUCGGUGAAGUUUGCCAUUUCCGAUUCCGGUUCACCGAUCGAGGUGACACCGGUGGCGACUACCGGCUCCGGCGACGGCCAGCGGUCCAUCAACGAGGAAGCCGCGUCGACCGAGGACGGUGGCGCCGGAGGCCGUGAGCUAAGCUCCGAUAAGCUGCUGCAGCGGCUCGAAGGUACCUCCAGCGGCAGCGUGUCGGACGAACGUGACAGCCGUGUCGUCGUUAUUCCAGCUAUCGUCGAGGAGGAAGAUACGUCCGACGAGCAGUCAAAGGAAUCGGAGGUUGUGCUACGACCGCCGCGCAACUUCUCCGAACUUAGCCUAUCGAAGUCGAUUCCAAACAACAAGACGAUUAGCCUUCUCCAAGCCGAAUUGCCAUACUUUUCGAUCCGUCCGGCCAGCGAGAACGACAUCUUUACGAUAUCGUCUGGGGCGGGUGGAGGUGGUGGCAGUGGUGGUAGUGGUGGUGCGGGCGGGGCUGGAGGUAGUACGUACAACUCCAUCAGCAUGACACCGGAAGUUCCGGCCAUCUCGUACUCGAACCUACCGAAGAACUACCUAGAGACGCCCGUCAUCGAGAAGUACCGGGAAUCGGUAAGUCUGUACUCGAUUCAAACGGCCGGUAUUAAUCGGCAGUCGCAGACGGACGAUCUAUCCAUGCCCCGGUACUAUGGAAAAUCGGACCUGUUUGUGUCGGGCAUCGAUCGAGCGAAUAGUCGAAGUGCGGAUGCGGUGGAGAUGGGCCGGUCGGAUGAUGGUUCGCUGUCGCUUAGUAGCAGCUCGCUGGCCAAGGGUCGCUCGCGGAAUGUGGAACGCAGCAAGCGGCUGAUGAAUCUGAGGACGGCAUUGCCACCGUUGAAUCUGGGACUCGUGCGCGGUAGUUCUGCGUCCAAUUUGCGCGAUAGGCGUGAAGAGCGGGAAUCGCGUGAUCGUGAAACGAAAUCGGCCAAAAUUAAGGAUGGUCUGCGUGUUUAAUGAACCAUUGCAGGAAUGGGCAGCAGCUACUUAAGCUAGGAAGAGGGGAGAACUAUGAGUGCCAAGUACAGUAUACCUGGACGGUGUUUCACCAUCCGUUAAAUGAUUGUUGCUAGAAGUUAGUUGUUUUAUUAUUUUUUUAAAAAUUUGUUUGUUGUCGGUGUUUUAGAGAAGGUGCAGAAGUUAAACUGCUCCGUUAUGAACUGUUCAAAUGGGGUUCCCCUUUUUUUGGGGGCGAGCGCGAACGAAUGAAUUCCACAGCUACAAUUGUAAGAUACAUUUCAUCAAAUGCUGGUAUUAAAUACUACAUAGGUUAUAUGAUUAAAAUGAGAAAACGAA